This is a messenger RNA of Orycteropus afer afer, 303 nucleotides long. NCBI's taxonomy places the organism in Eukaryota, Metazoa, Chordata, Mammalia, Tubulidentata, Orycteropodidae. The record is from RefSeq and is a predicted model, not a curated record.
AUGAACAAAACGCAGACAGAAGUGGAGGAAACCUUAAAGAGGAUUCAGAGCCAUAAAGGGGUUAUUGGAACUAUGGUUGUCAAUGCAGAAGGUAUCCCAAUCCGAACCACCUUGGACAACUCAACAACAGUUCAGUACGCAGGGCUGCUUCAUCAGCUGACCAUGAAGGCCAAGAGCACAGUCCGUGACAUUGACCCUCAGAACGACCUAACUUUUCUUAGAAUCAGAUCAAAGAAACACGAAAUCAUGGUUGCUCCAGAUAAGGAGUAUCUUCUGAUUGUCAUUCAGAAUCCCUGUGAGUAG